Molecule: messenger RNA, 2306 nt
Organism: Rhododendron vialii
Lineage: Eukaryota; Viridiplantae; Streptophyta; Magnoliopsida; Ericales; Ericaceae
Product: sucrose transport protein SUC4
Exons: 6
Coding region: 165-1673 (502 amino acids)
Biological process (GO): sucrose transport; transmembrane transport
Cellular component (GO): vacuole; plasma membrane
Molecular function (GO): sucrose:proton symporter activity
Source: RefSeq, a predicted model, not a curated record
CGAUACCUGAACUACUCUUCCCAAAAGGCCAAACCCAACAGAAUCCGUUACACUCACACAACACAAAAUAUCGGCUAAAAUAUCCCCACCCACUUUUAGAGAGAGAAAAUCACUUCCUCGCGCCAGUGAGAGAGAGAGGGAGAGAGGGGGAGAGGGACCGGAGAAUGAAGGCGCCGGAAACCGAUCGCCGCCGAUCACGCACUCGACCGGCGGCCCAAGAACCGGCCCCGGCCAGGCCCAAAACCCCUCUCCGCAAGCUCAUGCGGGUCGCCUCGGUGGCGUGCGGCAUUCAGUUCGGGUGGGCCCUACAGCUGUCUUUACUAACCCCCUACGUCCAGGAGCUGGGCAUCCCCCACGCCUUUGCGAGCGUGAUCUGGCUAUGCGGCCCGCUCUCGGGCUUCUUCGUCCAGCCGCUGGUGGGCCACAUGAGCGACCGGUGCACCAGCCGGUUCGGCCGCCGCAGGCCGUUCAUAGUCGCGGGGGCGACCCUGAUCGUGGUCUCCGUCCUCAUCGUCGGCCACUCGGCCGACAUCGGGUGGCUGUUCGGCGAUAGGGGUGAGUCCAAGGUGGGAGCUAUUGCUGCUUUCGUGGUAGGGUUUUGGUUGCUGGAUGUUGCUAACAAUACGACGCAGGGGCCUUGUAGAGCCCUGCUUGGCGAUCUCACUGGCGGCGAUCACCGCAGGACUCGAGUGGCAAAUGCUUAUUUCUCAUUGUGUAUGGCUGUUGGUAACAUACUUGGCUUUGCUACUGGAUCAUACAGUGGGUGGUACAAGAUUUUGCCAUUCACAGUCACCUCUGCAUGCAAUGCCGACUGCGCCAAUCUCAAGUCUGCUUUCUAUCUUGACGUUGCUUUCAUCGUUAUAACUACGUGUUUCAGCAUCACAGCUGGCGAUGAGAUGCCUGUGAAUCAUGGGACCUCCCACUUACAUGAACACAUGCCUGAACAGUCAAGCCAGGCUGAAGAAGCUUUCUUCUGGGAACUGUUUGGAAUCUUUAAAUAUCUCUCGGGGCCUGUUUGGGUUAUCCUUCUUGUUACUGGUUUGACUUGGAUUGGCUGGUUUCCAUUUAUUUUAUAUGAUACUGAUUGGAUGGGUCGAGAAAUCUAUGGUGGUGAGCCAAACGAAGGGGAGAAUUACAAUGUGGGAGUCAGAAUGGGUGCAUUGGGUCUGAUGUUGAAUUCUGUGUUUCUCGGAAUAACUUCAUUGCUCAUGGAGGUUCUCUGCCGGAAGUUAGGGGCUGGCGUUGUGUGGGGUAUUUCAAAUAUCUUAAUGUCUCUAUGCUUUGUUGCGAUGCUCGUAAUUGCUUACAUUGCGAGCCAUGUGGACAAAGUAGGUGACGAUCUACCUCCAAAUGGCGUUGUAGCUGCCGCACUUGUAGUUUUUACUAUUCUUGGGAUUCCUUUGGCAAUCACUUAUAGUGUUCCAUAUGCCUUGAUAUCUUCACGUAUUGAGUCCUUAGGACUUGGGCAAGGCUUAUCAAUGGGUGUUCUGAAUCUGGCAAUUGUGAUCCCACAGAUUGUGGUGUCUCUUGGAAGUGGACCAUGGGAUCAGCUAUUUGGCGGUGGUAACUCACCAGCUAUAGCCGUGGCUGCACUUUCAGCCUUCGUCAGUGGGCUUAUAGCCAUUUUGGCUAUCCCACGAUCCAGAUCUGAUAAAUCCAGAGGCCGCCAUUGAGUUGGAACAGCAAAUUGACAGAGGGGUAUUCAUGACUCUGUAUUUCCCCUUUCAUCCAUUCUCUGUUUUCGCAUUCAAUGAGCAGGACCAGGAUUUGGAGUGAUGAUGCAACUACAGUAUUUCACAAAUGGUGCACUAUUUUCGUCACUGUCUCUGCCUUCUGUUUUGCACCUCGGUCUGUUCUUCUUCUUCUUUUUCCCCCAAGGGAAAUGAAUUUUUUACCAUAAAGAAACAAAAAGACAUUGAUUCUUGAAUUUUCUGGUUCCGUCAAUCCAGAUAGAAACAAAGUGGUAGGGGAGAUGUAACUCUCUAGUAUCAUUCAUAUUUGUCAACAAACUUGAACGAACAGUAAAACAUUCACGAAUUACAGCAUGAUUUUUUCACCGUUGACAGUGGUUUUGUUCUCCCAUGCUUCAUCACGCUGCCUUUCGAAACCGGGUUGUCUCUGAUACCCUUUGUAAUGCCCGCCCCGUUUGAUAAUAGUGAUAGAUGGAUAAGAUUUGUAAGGAGAUGAGAUUAGGAUUGAGAUUGAUAGUAAGACGGGAUUGUUAAUGAGAAGGGAUUGAUAAUGAGUAUGUUUGUUUGAGAUGAGAUUAGAUGAUGAGAUUAUUAAUAUCAUGUUUGUUUGAGAUA